AUGUCCGUCCGCUCUCUCCUCGGUGCCUCGACCGGUGCCCUCCGCCAGAUCCUCCCCUCCUUCUCCCGCAGCAAACCCGCCGGUCUCCUGUCCCGGUCGUUCUCGCAAUUGGCCAAGCUCCCCUUCGGCAAUGGUCUUCGUCUGCUGCGCUCCGGGCAGCAGACCGGUGUGGUCAGCGCGACUCUGCGACAGGUCGAGCAGGUCCGAGGCAUGAAGACGCGGUCUUCGGUCAAGCGCCUGUGUGAUGGAUGCAAGCCUGUCCGGAGAAAGAACCGUGUCUACAUCAUCUGCUCGAAGAACCCCAAGCACAAACAACGCCAAGGCAAAUAA
Aspergillus aculeatinus CBS 121060 is the source of this 330-nucleotide messenger RNA. RefSeq names its product 50S ribosomal protein L36. The record is from RefSeq and is a predicted model, not a curated record. Gene Ontology annotation, biological process: translation. Gene Ontology annotation, molecular function: structural constituent of ribosome. The coding region runs from base 1 to 330 and encodes 109 amino acids. The transcript has 3 exons. Lineage: Eukaryota; Fungi; Ascomycota; Eurotiomycetes; Eurotiales; Aspergillaceae. Gene Ontology annotation, cellular component: ribosome.